Molecule: messenger RNA, 936 nt
Organism: Suillus paluster
Lineage: Eukaryota; Fungi; Basidiomycota; Agaricomycetes; Boletales; Suillaceae
Product: chitin synthase III catalytic subunit
Exons: 7
Coding region: 1-936 (311 amino acids)
Biological process (GO): protein folding
Cellular component (GO): endoplasmic reticulum membrane
Source: RefSeq, a predicted model, not a curated record
AUGACUCGAUUUGGAGAUUUCCAAACACUUUGCUCCAUGGUCCCGUCAUAUACAUGGUGUAAUCUCUUUUAUCGCCAGUUAUUGACUAACGACCCAUCCGUCUUGAAUGGUGGUGUAUCUCAAAACGCCUCAUCUGCCCCGGUCGGUGUUAAUCCAGAGUGUGGGAUACCAAAAGUAAACACCAACGGCUCUUUGGGCAACAUCGCCAACAUCGUCGCUUGCGGUCUUAGUGUCUUCAUUGUGGGAGCUUUGAUCUACUUCACUGGAAGGCGCAAGGCUGCAGUGGGCCGUGUGGAAUUACGGAUAUUCUUCGCCUUAUACCUCUUAACCCUGCCCUUCCAGUUGAUCACGACUGGCUCGUUGCUUACUCAGGGCACAACUCCCUUGGUUGUCCUUACUGCCAUCCAUGCUGGUCUCGUCGCUACAAUGUUUUGGACGUUGCUGGGCAAUGCUAUUGUAGCAACCCAAGUCGUGGAAGAUGGCACCCUUAGCUCGAUAGUACCCUUUUCUAUAAUUUCCGCCGCAUUCUUCGCCGCUACAACCUAUAUAUCCUUGGACGUCGGACUCACUUUCACACAAGUGCUUGGCACAUCAAAUCCACCCGCAUCUCUUCACAGUAUACCACUUUUUGUUCUCACUAGUAUCUGGCCCGGAGUCGCUGCUUUAAUCUAUUUCGGAAUCAUGUUGUACAUUGUCCUCGGGAUCCUCAACGAAGUCCGACCAGUGUGGUACUAUGUGAUCGCCGCCAUCCUCUUCAUCCUUAGCCAGCUCGACUACUUCCUACUCAGUAAAAUCAUAUGUAAAGGAUCAUCGAUGAAAGUUGAUGGUUCGUUCAUCGCGACGAUACUGGAGACCGCAUGCGUAGUUACUCUUUACUUUGCGUGGAGAGGGAUCACGGAAGAGGACUGGGAUAACGAUCUCUACUACCCAUCAUAG